Messenger RNA from Prunus avium (sweet cherry), 358 nucleotides. NCBI's taxonomy places the organism in Eukaryota, Viridiplantae, Streptophyta, Magnoliopsida, Rosales, Rosaceae. The record is from RefSeq and is a predicted model, not a curated record.
AGCAUCUGAGAUCUCUACUUCAUACACAAGCAGCACACACACGCACAAAUACACACAGAUCAAAAUGGAUCGUUCAAUGCGUCUUGUUUCCGCUGCCUUGGUUCUUGCCCUGCUUUUGGUGGCUACCGAGAUGGGACCAAUGGCUGUCGAGGGAAGGAGCGCUAAGAAGGUUGAGUCAAAGAAGAGGACCUGCGAGAGUCAGAGCAAAAAAUUCAAGGGAAUUUGCUUCUUGACGAUCAACUGUGCCACGAGUUGUAAAACAGAGGGCUUCAAUGGAGGCCAAUGCCGUGGCUUCCGCCGUACAUGCUUCUGCUCCAAGGCAUGCUAAUUGAUUAUAAUGGAUCUAUCUGUGUGGGAG